GAAUCUACAGUGAGACUUGUGUAUUGGGCCUUGUAAAUGGGCCAGAGAGAACCCAAACAAGCACCUCCUAUUCCCUGAAAAGUGAAAACCCCGCCUUCAAAGUGGUUGAUCUGUGUAGUGUGAGAGAGUAACAGAGUUCAAAAGCUUCAUUCAUGCUCAAUGCAGCCUCUGAGCCUUCAAAGUGGUUGAUCUGUGUAGUGUGAGAGAGUAACAGAGUUCAAAAGCUUCAUUCAUGCUCAAUGCAGCCUCUGAGCGCUUCCGCUUUCUCUCUUCACGAUUCCAACCCUUUUUUCUCAUCUCUCGUUCAAUCUGCCGCGUCCACAAUGACGACUUUCUUGAUUCCUUCGACGCCUUUUUUCAACGUUGCUUCACUCUCCAACAAGCUCGCCAACUUCACUCCCAAUUGGUUCUCACCGCCGCGCACCGUUUACCCUUCUUGGCCGCCAGGCUCAUAGCGGUUUACGCUCGAUUUGGCUUUCUCUCCGACGCUCGGAAAGUGUUUGAUGCAAUACCAAUUGAGGGGCUCCACCAUCUUCUUUUGUGGAAUUCAAUUAUCAGAGCCAAUGUCUCUCACGCUUACCACGAACACGCGCUUCAACUUUAUGUUGAAAUGCGAAAGCUUGGAUUUUUGCCCGAUGGGUUCACUCUUCCGUUGAUAAUUCGCGCUUGCUCGAAUCUGGGUGGCGCUGACCUCUGCAGGGUUGUCCAUUGUCAUGCUCUGCAAAUGGGGUUUCGGAAUCAUCUUCAUAUUGUGAACGAGCUCGUGGGGAUGUAUGGGAAGCUUGGGCGAAUGGAGGAUGCGCGCCAACUGUUUGAUGGAAUGUUUGUGAGAAGUGUCGUGUCGUGGAAUACUAUGGUUUCGGGUUAUGCCUUCAACUGUGAUUCUCUUGGUGCUUCUGGGGUUUUUAAGCGGAUGGAGUUGGAAGGUUUGCAGCCGAACUCUGUGACGUGGACCUCGCUCUUGUCGAGCCAUGCUAGAUGUGGGCUUUAUGAUGAGACUCUUGAGAUGUUUAAGAGGAUGAGGAAAAGGAGAGUUGAAAUCAGUGCUGAAGCAGUGGCUGUGGUGUUAUCGGUUUGUGCUGAUAUGGCUGAAGUCGACUGGGGUAAAGAAAUCCAUGGUUUUGUUGUUAAAGGUGGAUAUGAAGAUUAUUUGUUUGUGAAAAAUGCACUGAUAGGUACUUAUGGGAAGCACCGGCAUCUGGGGGAUGCUCAUAAAGUGUUUUUGGAAAUAAAGAACAAGAAUAUGGUAAGUUGGAAUGCUUUGAUAUCGUCAUAUGCUGAAUCUGGGUUAUGUGAGGAGGCCUAUGCAGCAUUUUUACAGAUGGAGAAAUCAGGUUCAGAUGGUCAGUCCCCUGUGAGGCCCAAUGUCAUAAGUUGGAGUGCAGUGAUCGGUGGUUUUGCUUGUAAGGGGCAUGGUGAGAAGUCACUGGAACUUUUUAGGCAAAUGCAGCUUGCAAAAGUAAUGGCCAAUUGUGUGACAAUUUCCAGCGUUUUAUCAGUUUGUGCAGAGUUAGCAGCAUUGAACCUUGGCAGGGAGCUCCAUGGUUUUGCCGUUAGGAAUUUGAUGGUUGACAAUAUUUUGGUGGGCAAUGGUCUGAUAAACAUGUAUAUGAAGUGUGGGGAUUUCAGGGAAGGACACUUGGUGUUUGAUAACAUAAAGGGUAGAGAUUUAAUCUCAUGGAACUCAUUAAUUGGGGGUUAUGGAAUGCAUGGGCUUGGUGAGAACGCUUUAAGAACUUUUGAUGAGAUGAUUAGAGCCGGAAUGAAGCCAGACAACAUCACUUUCGUUGCUAUUCUAUCUGCUUGCAGUCAUGCUGGACUUGUUGCCGCUGGUCGAAACCUUUUUGACAAGAUGGUCAGAGAGUUUAGGAUUGAAUCUAAUGUAGAGCACUACGCGUGCAUGGUUGAUCUCCUUGGUCGUGCGGGACUUUUGAAAGAAGCAACUGAUAUCGUGCGAAACAUGCCAAUUGAACCUAAUGAAUAUGUUUGGGGGGCUCUUCUAAACUCAUGUAGAAUGUACAGACACACAGACAAUGUAGAAGAAACAGCAUCACAAAUUCUAAGCCUGAAGUCAAAAAUAACUGGGAGCUUCAUGCUGCUGUCCAAUAUUUAUGCUGCUAAUGGAAGAUGGGAUGAUUCUGCAAGAGUGAGAGUGUCGGCAAGGACAAAAGGUCUGAAAAAAAUACCUGGUCAAAGUUGGAUUGAGGUGAGAAAGAAAGUUUACACAUUCUCGGCAGGGAAUCUAGUCCAUUUGGGUCUGGAAGAAGUUUAUACGAUCCUUGAAGAAUUGGCACUUCACAUGGGGAGUGAAAAUUAUAAACUCAAUAGUUGCUUUAGUCAAGAAUUUGUUUACGACCAAUCAAAGCACUUGUUGCAAACUGAGACCCGAGAGGCUAGAUAUUAUGUCAUGCCAUGACUUAUUUCUUUGAUAACUCUGAAUCCG
Molecule: messenger RNA, 2443 nt
Organism: Cajanus cajan (pigeon pea)
Lineage: Eukaryota; Viridiplantae; Streptophyta; Magnoliopsida; Fabales; Fabaceae
Product: Pentatricopeptide repeat (PPR-like) superfamily protein
Biological process (GO): RNA modification
Molecular function (GO): RNA binding; protein binding
Source: RefSeq, a predicted model, not a curated record